UUUUCAAUUCAAUUGAAACAAAACUGAACUUUAAUUUAUUUAUUUAUUUUCUUAAUUUAACAAUAAUGCCUGAUAUAAAAGAAAUCCUCCUCGAGACACCCAGCAGUAGUGGAGAAUCUGAGAAACGUCCUGAGCCAUGUCAAAGAAAAAAGAAGAAACUCACAAAAUCUGGUUCUUCUUCGGCUAUUUCCAGUUCACAAAUUCCUCGAUCAAAUUCAGUUGUUCAUCAUCGCGUUGAUACAAAGUUACCACUUUCAGUGAGAAAACCUAAGGAAACUCUACAUUCCGUUGCACCAUAUCGUUUAAGGAAGUCCUUUUCCCAAAUGGAUAUGAAAAUGUCGAAAAAUAUCAAUGGUCGCUUUCAACGUCAAAAUAAUUGUAGCACCAUAGCCUUGCCCAAAACCAUACUCAAACCAUUAAUCGUCCCGAAUAAGGACAUCGUUUACCCUUCGAAAGACAAUGGCUUUUACUAUAUGGUCAACGAACCUGAGUGUGGUGAGUUUGGGUCGAAAUUUGCUGGAAUGAAAAUAUUCGCCACAAUCAUGCUAAAUUCUUGGCGAAAGAGAAGGGACGAUGUUAAACGUUUAACUGAAGAGGUCGAAAGGCUUGAAAAAAGGGGUAUCAAGGUAAAAAACCAAGUCCACGUUCUAAGUUCAGUCUUUCGCAAUGAACAAAAACAAAAUGAAAAACUGCAUCGACAGCUUCGUCAUGCAUCUCAGGACAUUCAAACAUUGCAAUCAUCAGUUGAGAAUCUAACAACUUCUUUGAUCAGUGCAAAGGCUGAUUCGGCAUUCUUUGAGCAACAGUUCCAUGCUAAAGAACAGGAGAAUGAAUCUUUGAAUAAUAUUAUUGUGGAAACUAAUAGUCAAUUAUUCAAGUCAAUGACUCAAGUUCGUCAUCUGCAAACAAGUUUGUCCUGUGAACAGCGGAGUGUCCAGCAGCUGGAAAAUCAAAAGAACGAACUUUUAAAUGAGGAUGUUUCCGGCAGAAUAGUUCUAAUAACUGGCGGCGGUGGUGGUGUUGGACGUUUGCUGGCACUAAAUUUUGCAAAGCUUAACGCUAGAGUCGUUAUAUGGGAUAUUAGUCAAGAAGCUCUUAAAACAACCAUAGAUCUCCUAUUAGCAAAUGGAUUCACAUGCAAAGGUUAUGUGGUUGAUAUUUCCGAUCGUGAACAAGUCUAUGAACGAGCCGAACAAGUUAAAGAAGAAGUCGGUGAAGUUGAAGUGUUGAUAAAUAAUGCAGGAGUAGUAUGUUGCAAACCAUUCUGGGAUCUUCCUGACAGGGUCAUUAAAAACACCUACAACAUCAAUAUAAUUUCUCAUUACUGGACAGUUAAAGCCUUCCUCCCAGAAAUGAUGAAAAACAAUCGCGGUCAUAUUGUAACAGUUGGUUCGGUAACAGGACUUUUGGGAACUUAUGGCUGCAGCGACUACAGUGCAACAAAAUUCGCUUGCAAUGGAUUCCAUGAGAGUUUAUACACAGAUCUCCGAACACAUGGUUAUGAUAAUAUCGGUAUGACUUUAGUGUGUCCGUAUUAUAUUAAUACGGGCAUGUUUGCUGGAGUAAAACCAAGAGCUAUUCCAAUGCUUGAACCACAGUAUGUUGCUGAUGAAAUUACCAAAGCAAUGCGGAGGAAUGAGAAUUGGUGUGUUCUACCGAAUCAUAUUAGAGCUUUGACACCUUUGAAAUGUAUUUUACCAUCGAAAAUGUGUUGGGAAUUGAUGUCACGAGUCAUUCGAGGUCCACAAUCUAUGAUGCUUUUCAAAGGAAGAGGCAGAGUUGCAGCUGGAUAAGAAGCUAGUUAUUUAGUUUCGUUAGCAUGUAAUUGAAUUAUUGUUGUCUUUUGAAAGAAAACUACCAAGUUUUCAAGUUAAGACUGCUAAUAUGCCAAAGUUGGCUUUUCGAAAAAAAAAACAUUU
Episyrphus balteatus (marmalade hoverfly) is the source of this 1919-nucleotide messenger RNA. RefSeq lists its product as uncharacterized. The record is from RefSeq and is a predicted model, not a curated record. Gene Ontology annotation, cellular component: lipid droplet. Lineage: Eukaryota; Metazoa; Arthropoda; Insecta; Diptera; Syrphidae. The coding region runs from base 66 to 1793 and encodes 575 amino acids. Gene Ontology annotation, molecular function: oxidoreductase activity, acting on the CH-OH group of donors, NAD or NADP as acceptor. The transcript is spliced from 6 exons.